Messenger RNA from Sitodiplosis mosellana (orange wheat blossom midge), 3282 nucleotides. RefSeq names its product equilibrative nucleoside transporter 4 (gene Ent3). Lineage: Eukaryota; Metazoa; Arthropoda; Insecta; Diptera; Cecidomyiidae. The record is from RefSeq and is a predicted model, not a curated record. The transcript has 5 exons. The coding region runs from base 527 to 2632 and encodes 701 amino acids. Gene Ontology annotation, cellular component: plasma membrane. Gene Ontology annotation, biological process: nucleoside transmembrane transport. Gene Ontology annotation, molecular function: nucleoside transmembrane transporter activity; monoamine transmembrane transporter activity.
UGCACACAAACACUAGUGGGAUGAAUGCUGCUGUCGCUGCUGAAAAACCAUAAUUAACGUCAAUCGCGCGACGGCAGAGUGUAUCAACAACACACGCUGAAGCGUUUUGGUCAAUAAAGUUGAAAUCUAUGGAAAAACUUUAGGAAAAAGGCACAUUAUGUUUUUUUAAAUUUCAAACAGUGUGAAUUAAUAUAUAAAAGUACAAAAAUGUAUGCAAAUCGAGUUGGUUAACCCAUUGCUAUUGGCAAAAGUGAAAUCUUAGGUCUAGAUAGUUUUCCUAACAGCGAAAAAAAAAACGACGACGAUACAAAGAGAGCCUUACUUGGAUUAAAACCUUGCAACAGCAAGUUAGCAAAUGAAAUUGCAAAAGUGGAACUGUUAAUCGCAACAUACUGUACAUCAUCAAAUUGACAGUAUUCGCCAACAGUAGUAGCUUCAACCUACUAUAUGUUGUGGCCAAGUGUAGUACGAACCAAUUAAAUUAUAAAUCAGCAAAUAAAUACACAUUUAUUUUGCAAGACAAAAAAUGAUGGACAUGGAAGCACAUCAUCAAGAAAGUACGUAUGAGCCGUUGGAAGGGCACCGACCACCACCACGUAAUCGGCUCGAAUCAACAGACAGUCCUGAUGUUGAAACAUCUCCGCCACAAGAUCGGAACGGAAUUUUGUACAUUGCCCUCAUCGCGGCUGGCAUCGGUUUCGUAUUACCUUAUAACAGUUUUAUCAUGGCAUCCGAUUACUGGCAAGAAAGAUUUCCCGGCCACUCCGUAGCGUUGGACAUGUCGAUGACAUACAUAAUCGUUGCUUUUGCAACAGUACUGUUAAAUAACCUGUUUCUGUCAUUUUUUUCCUUCAAAGUGCGCAUUAUUUUCGGCUAUGCAGUUUCACUGAGCACGCUGGUAUUUGUUGCUUUGUGUGAAGUGGCCUUUCACAUGUUCAGUGCUCAAACCGCCUACUCCGUGAAUUUGGUUGCUGUUUCUCUGACAGCCAUUGGAUGCACAAUUCAACAGUCCAGUUUCUAUGGAUUUGCAAGCAUGUUUCCCAAGAAGUACACACAGGCGGUAAUGGCCGGAGAGAGUUUGGCUGGUCUUUUGGUCGCUUCCACACGCAUUUCAAUCAAACUAGUCAUAUCUAGCGAUGAAGUUUCCACAGUCGUUUUCUUCUUGACAUCCACCAUCUACAUUGCAUUCAGCUAUGUACUUCACUCUACCACAAUUCAUUCACCAUUUGUUCGCUACCAUAUGAAAGCAUGCUGCUCGUCGAAAAUUAUUCUUCGACCCGAUGAAGACCGAGUUUUGUCUGAUCUAAUGGAAGACUCAUCGGCACUGAACUCCAAGUACAAUGCUUUUUCGAAGAAGCCAAAUCACCACAGCGGUCGCCAACAUUACAAUCUGAAUCAGCUCGAUUUGCUGACUACCACAACAGUGAAUUCGUCGGAAUUAGGAAGUGGUAGCGGUUGUGGACGACAAACAACUGGACUGAGUUUUAGCAAUCCAGUAUAUGACGUUCAAUAUGAAUUAUCGAAUCCGAGUGCCGGAGAAAGCGCUUUGCUGGACACUUUGAAUCAUUUGCCAGAUUCGUUAACAGCAGCAAAUGCUUCAACACCACCGCCAUCGUUGGCGUUGGCGGGUAUUGUUAGUGAUCCCUUGCCAAAUGUAGCAUUCAAAGUAGAGCACGUUCUCGCGCCAAGUUGUUCAGGUGCCGGUGGCGGCAACCGUCGAUUUGGUAGUUUUCGCAGUGGCCUCGAUUCAAGAUGGAGAGUGGCACAAGCAAUAUAUCCUUAUAUGGUGUGCAUAGCACUGGCUUAUUGUGUCACAUUGUCCCUGUAUCCCGGGAUUGAAUCGGAAAUUAUUUCGUGCAAUUUGAAAACUUGGAUGCCCGUUUUAUUGAUGUUUAUGUUCAAUACAUCUGAUGUUAUUGGAAAGGUGAUGGCAUCAAUUCCAUAUGCUUGGUCAAGACGUCAAUUGAUCCUAUUAUCUACGAUGCGAAUAUCGUUGGUCCCAUUGCUUUUGUUAUGCUGUUCACCGAGGUCACAGCCCGUUAUAACAGGUGAAACGCCGGCGUUCAUUUUCACUGCAGCACUUGGAAUAACGAACGGUUUGGCGGGCUCAUUACCUAUGAUGUUUGCACCUGCAAAAGUACCAGCUACUCUUAAAGAAGCAACGGGCAACAUGAUGACACUUUCAUACAAUAUCGGCUUAACGGCGGGCUCAUUGAUUGGUUACGUAUUUGAUUCAAUGCUUGGCCCGCCGAUUAUCAAUCCAUGCCCGAAAUUUCCCUUCAUAGCCACAGAGGCUCCAGCAAAUAUAACAACAACAACAGCAGCGACAACAAUUAAAGGAAUUGUUUCCACUACUUUGAUAGGGUCGACAACGACACCCACUACGAUGCAACCAUCAACUAUGGCAACAACGACUGAGCUAUCAACAUUUGUAGCCGCAGUAGCUACCACACUAGCUUCAGUUUUAACAGGCUUAACUAAUGGAAACAAUUUAACAACUAUCGAAGAAGCAGCAGCAUCAACUAUCAGCCCUUCACCACCACCGAUAUCGUUGCCUUUAACUACGGCCAUUACAACGGCGAUUUUCAAUGUAACGGCGACGACAACGACGCCCAGUUCACUCCAUAAUUAACCAACCAAUUCAGUCAGCUUUAACUAAUAAUAGUAUAACUAUUUAUGAACAAAUGGACAAAAUUUUGAGAAGAAUUUAAGUUCUUUCAGAUGAAGCGAAUAAGAAUGAAAAAGAAAAGAUGAAUGAAAUUCAGGAUUCAUCCAGGGGGAUUACCAUUCAAACUCAAGCACACACUCAAACAAAUAUAUCUACUAGUAAUCUAAUGAGAGUCAAUGUUUUGUUAAGAUGAUUUAAUUUAUUCCGACUGUUUAAGGUUUAGUGUUUGAUUUUUAAUUGUUUUAAUUGUGAUAAUGAUUUCGAGUUUGUUCAAUUUGCGCCAAUCAGACCCGUUGGCCUGCUUUUAGUUAAAUGCGUUUUCUUAUUAUUGAAAUGGAAAAUUCGUUCUUUGUUCUGUGUUACAUUACUUUCUUUUCGGUUGAGACCAACUUACUCAACCAACACUGAUUCACAUACUGAGAUUCUGUUAUAUUCAAUAUAUUAUUAUUAACAUAGAAAUUGUAUGACCGAAGAACAACUGUUAUGAAAAAUAAUAGUUGUUUUAAAAUUGGCAUGUACUCUCCUCUAACGUGUACAACACGUAUAAAAUUUUGAGCUAAAAGACAUUUUUAAGAAUUAAAAGUGAAUAAAAAACAUUAUUAUUCAUAGAAAAA